ACGAGGUUCCGUGAUCCGUGCGCGUUUUUUAUCCGUCCGUGGAGGCCUUUAAACUACACCCACACCUCGCGAUUCACGGUUAACACACCCCGAUUCCACAGGACGAGAGACUGACCGACGGAACCCGUCACACUUCGGCGCCAGCGCUCCCGGAAUACCUUCAACCGCAUCUGAUACGGGUCAUGACGCUGGAAGCGAUCCGGUACCGGUCCGGGUCUCUGCAGAUCCUCAACCAGCUGCUGCUGCCACACGACACCGUGUACGACGAGCUCCGUUCGGUGCAGGACGGAUAUGAGGCCAUCAAGAGUAUGAAGGUGCGCGGCGCUCCCGCUAUCGCCAUCGUGGGGUGCCUGAGUCUGGCGGUGGAGCUGCGGGCGGGCGCCGGGGGCGAUGACCUCGUGUCCUUUAUCAGGGAUUCUCUGUGUCACCUGACAUCCGCUCGACCUACAGCGGUGAACAUGGGCCGAGCCGCCCGCGAGCUGAUGGAGUUCACAGAGAACGAGAGCAUGGAGAAAAACACAGACCAACUGAGAAACAGUGUGAUUGGCUGGAUUGAGGAGAUGCUGGAGCGAGACGUGAACGACAACAAAAAAAUCGGCAACUACGGCGCCCAGCACAUCCUGUCUGGAGUUCCACGAGAUUCGGUUACGAUCCUCACACACUGUAACACCGGGAGCCUCGCCACGGCAGGAUACGGCACCGCUCUCGGAGUGGUGCGGUCGCUGCACACACUGGGCCGUUUGAAGCGUUUGUACUGUACGGAAACGAGGCCCUAUAACCAGGGGGCCAGACUGACGGCAUACGAGGCAGUCGCGGAGGGUUUCCCGGCCACCCUCAUCACAGACAGCAUGGCAGCGUUCGCCAUGAGAGAGAAAGGAAUUACAGCUGUCGUUGUCGGAGCAGACCGGGUUGUUGCCAAUGGUGACACGGCAAACAAAGUGGGCACAUAUCAGUUGGCUAUCGCUGCGAAGCAUCACGGGGUCCCGUUUUACGUGGCGGCGCCGAGCACGUCCUGUGAUCUGAGUUUGGAGAGUGGACGUGACAUCGUGAUAGAGGAACGCCCACCUGAGGAGCUCACCAGCAUUAACGGCAUACCUGUAGCUGCACCUGGUAUUGAGGUGUGGAACCCAUCAUUUGACGUCACUCCUCACCAGCUCAUCACGGGUGGCAUCAUCACCGAGCUGGGCGUGUUCCUCCCGUCUGAACUCCAGGCUGCUCUGACGGGCAGACUCACAGCUCUGUAAGGCCACAGCGCCCCCGCUGGCACGGGUGUAUCAUUGCACCUUUACCACCUCACAGCUCUCUCGUAAUGUUUCACCUCGCUUGGGUGGAAAUCGCACCUUUAAUCACAAACACACGCACGGAGGUGUUGUUAAAUUAUACACAUUCUCGAUUCAAUUCAACACUUAAGAAGUGGAAUAACACAGUGUUACAAUUGUACAACCCAGGGAUGCUUUAACACACACACACACACACACACACACACACACACUUUUCUCUCUGUCUGUACAGCUCAUGUGUUGGUCUGAAGUGUUGUGAAAACGUCAUUCAUUCUGGGUUUUUUUCACUACCUUCCCCUCGUCUGGCACAGCUCCAGUUUUUAACGGAAAGUUUCACAUUUUGGUGAUGAAGCUGAACUGUUGUUCAACUCUGAAAUUGAGAGUAUAGCACUUACAAAACAUCUAAACUAGCCACAAAUUUGCAUCACGUUUGCCGCUCGUUAUUUUCACAGGCAAAUGAGCGUUUGAUUCGCCGCUCUUCUGAACCUCUGGCAACAAUGGCUGCAAGUUUGCCGCAGAGUUCAUUUGCAUGUGAAAAUAAUCACUCUAAGAAUAUUCUCAAUAUUUCAAAAUAAAAGUAUUUGGUUCAACGCAGUUUCCUUUGAAGGGUAGACUGUUUAUUAGUUGUAAAAUUAAAUGUAACUUUAGGUAAAUAAUGUCAUUUGAAGAAAACUAAUCUUGUUUUAAAUAAACAUUGCCCUUCACUGUACACAUGUACGAUUUAUCAUGUUAGCAUAAUGCUAGCAAUUAUGUUAGCAUUGCUGAUCCGAGCGCCAUUCCUUUAACGGGAAGUGCCGAGGAUGAAUAAAUAACCCGCACUAUUAAAGUCCAUAUGUUAUAUUAACAUAUUAGUGAGUUUUGAAACCCACAAUCGAAACAGAAAUGAAACUUUAAACGCAGAACUGGGACUUUAGGUUGCGUGAAGACGCUUUGUUGGAAUCUCAAGAAUCGCGUCUGGGUCAUAUUUCAGCACAAAUUAAAUACUAGCAUGAUGCUUACAUCAAAUUAAAUGCAAUAAAACGUGUUUUAUUGCAUUUCAUUUUCUAAAAUGACUAAUUGUGUUCUUUUGAAUUGGGGUGAAAUAUGACCCAGACAUGUUGUUCGUUUAAUGAGAGGAACAUUAUCUAAAGUUUCGCUAGUAAAGGAAGUCUGUGUUGGUUAAAAGUCCAGAACUGUUGAUCGACCUUUGACCCUCCUAUGGUUUUGAAAAAAGGCACCCUUUGUUAUUCGCUGUCAUUUUUAUCCAGAAGGGUCAGAUGUGUAACCCUUUUUUAUUUUUUGUUGAUGAUAAUGAUACAAUUUCUUCUUCCCAAGUAAGAACAAUAAGAGUAUGCGUUUAUUUUGGGAUUUUAUGCUUAUUUAAUUUGAAAGUGUGUGUGUGUGUGUUCUGCUUUUGUGUGUGUGUGUUCUGCUUUUGUGAGUGUGUGUGUUCUGCUUUUGUGAGUGUGUGUGUGUGUUCUGCUUUGUGCGUGUGUGUGUUCUGCUUUUGUGAGUGUGUGUGUUCUGCAUUGUGAGUGAGUGUGUGUUCUGCUUUUGUGUGUGUGUGUUCUGCAUUGUGUGUGUGUGUGUGUGUUCUGCUUUGUGCGUGUGUGUGUUCUGCUUUUGUGAGUGUGUGUGUUCUGCAUUGUGAGUGUGUGUUCUGCUUUUGUGAGUGUGUGUGUGUUCUGCUUUUGUGUGUGUGUGUGUGUGUUCUGCAUUGUGAGUAUGUGUGUGUGUUCUGCUUUGUGAGUGUGUGUGUGUGUUCUGCUUUGUGAGUAUGUGUGUGUGUUCUGCUUUGUGAGUGUGUUCUGCUUUUGUGUGUGUGUGUGUUCUGCUUUUGUGUGUGUGUGUCCUGCAUUGUGAGUGUGUGUGUGUGUGUGUUCGUUCUGCAUUGUGAGUGUGUUUGUGUGUUCUGCUUUUGUGAGUGUGUGUGUGUGUUCUGCUUUUGUGUGUGUGUGUGUGUGUGUGUGUGUUCUGCAUUGUGAGUAUGUGUGUGUGUUCUGCUUUGUGAGUGUGUUCUGCUUUUGUGUGUGUGUGUCCUGCAUUGUGAGUGUGUGUGUGUGUGUGUGUUCGUUCUGCAUUGUGAGUGUGUGUGUGUGUGUUCUGCAUUGUGAGUGUGUGUGUGUGUUCUGCUUUGUGAGUGUGUUCUGCUUUGUGAGUUUGUGUGUGUGUUUGUGUGUGUGUGUUCUGCUUUGUGUGUGUGUGUGUUCUGCUUUUGUGUGUGUGUGUCCUGCAUUGUGUGUGUGUGUGUGUGUGUGUGUUCUGCUUUGUGUGUGUGUGUGUGUGUGUGUGUUCUGCAUUGUGAGUUUGUGUGUGUGUGUGUGUUUGUGUGUCCUGCAUUGUGAGUUUGUGUGUGUGUGUGUGUUUGUGUGUGUGUCCUGCAUUGUGAGUGAGUGUGUGUGUGUGUUCUGCUUUUGUGUGUGUGUGUGUGUGUGUGUGUGUGUGUGUUCUGCUUUUGUGUGUGUGUGUGUCCUGCAUUGUGAGUGAGUGUGUGUGUGUGUUCUGCUUUUGUGUGUGUGUGUGUGUGUGUGUGUGUGUGUGUGUGUUCUGCUUGUGUGUGUGUUCUGCUUUUGUGAGUGUGUGUGUUCUGCAUUGUGAGUGUGUGUGUGUGUUCUGCAUUGUGUGUGUGUGUGUGUCCUGCAUUGUGUGUGUGUGUGUGUGUGUGUGUGUGUGUGUUCUGCUUUGUGUGUGUGUGUGUGUUCUGCAUUGUGAGUUUGUGUGUGUGUGUGUGUUUGUGUGUGUGUCCUGCAUUGUGAGUGAGUGUGUGUGUGUUCUGCUUUUGUGUGUGUGUGUGUUCUGCUUGUGUGUGUGUGUGUGUGUGUUCUGCUUUUGUGUGUGUGUGUCCUGCAUUGUGAGUGUGUGUGUGUGUGUGUGUGUGUUCUGCUUUUGUGUGUGUGUCCUGCAUUGUGAGUGUGUGUGUGUGUGUCCUGCAUUGUGAGUGUGUGUGUGUGUGUCCUGCAUUGUGAGUGUGUGUGUUCUGUUUUGUGUGUGUGUGUUCUGCUUUGUGUGUGUGUGUGUGUAUUCUGCUUUGUGUGUGUGUGUUCUGCUUUGUGUGUGUGUGUUCUGCUUUUGUGUGUGUGUGUGUCCUGCAUUGUGAGUUUGUGUGUGUGUGUGUGUUUGUGUGUGUGUCCUGCAUUGUGAGUGAGUGUGUGUGUGUUCUGCUUUUGUGUGUGUGUGUGUUCUGCUUGUGUGUGUGUGUGUGUGUGUUCUGCUUUUGUGUGUGUGUGUCCUGCAUUGUGAGUGUGUGUGUGUGUGUGUGUUCUGCUUUUGUGUGUGUGUCCUGCAUUGUGAGUGUGUGUGUGUGUGUCCUGCAUUGUGAGUGUGUGUGUGUGUGUCCUGCAUUGUGAGUGUGUGUGUUCUGUUUUGUGUGUGUGUGUUCUGCUUUGUGUGUGUGUGUGUGUAUUCUGCUUUGUGUGUGUGUGUUCUGCUUUGUGUGUGUGUGUUCUGCUUUUGUGUGUGUGUGUGUCCUGCUUUGUGUGUGUAUUCUGCUUUGUGUGUGUGUGUUCUGCUUUUGUGUGUGUGUGUGUUCUGCUUUUGUGUGUGUGUGUCCUGCAUUGUGAGUGAGUGUGUGUGUGUUCUGCUUUUGUGUGUGUGUGUCCUGCAUUGUGAGUGAGUGUGUGUGUGUGUGUGUGUUCUGCUUGUGUGUGUGUGUGUGUGUGUGUGUGUUCUGCUUUUGUGUGUGUGUGUGUUCUGCUUUGUGUGUGUGUGUGUGUGUGUGUGUGUGUUCUGCUUGUGUGUGUGUGUGUGUGUGUUCUGCUUGUGUGU
Messenger RNA from Xyrauchen texanus (razorback sucker), 5024 nucleotides. RefSeq names its product methylthioribose-1-phosphate isomerase. Lineage: Eukaryota; Metazoa; Chordata; Actinopteri; Cypriniformes; Catostomidae. Bases 183 to 1244 code for a protein of 353 amino acids. The record is from RefSeq and is a predicted model, not a curated record. The transcript is spliced from 6 exons. Gene Ontology annotation, molecular function: S-methyl-5-thioribose-1-phosphate isomerase activity.